Gryllus bimaculatus (two-spotted cricket) is the source of this 462-nucleotide messenger RNA. The record is from the annotation of a GenBank genome assembly. Lineage: Eukaryota; Metazoa; Arthropoda; Insecta; Orthoptera; Gryllidae.
AUGAAGCAUAUAACAACUGUAACCAGCAACAUAACUGCAUGUGAAACUAAAGCAAGUGUUACUACAUUAAUUUCCUACUGUUACAUUGUUUAUGGUGUAUGUGGUGGUGGUGAUGGUGGAAGUGUUCCAUCUGUUCUUUCAGCUGUUUUCUCUCAUAAGAGUGAUGUCCAGUUACUUCCACUUAUUCUGUUUGUUUUUCCAAUCAUUGAUACUGAAGGGAGUUAUCUUCAGAACAUGCCAAUGAAUUUUUAUCAAAUGUGUUGGGAAGCAAUCCCAUUUAAUGUUUGCCUUUUUUUAGUUCCUAAUGUGCUAAUUUUUAUAUGCAUUAUUGUUAAUCUAUGUAUGAAGUUUUUAUGUUCAUUUAAAAUUCUUCACUUAUCUUCUUAUAAUAUGUUUGCCAAAGUUUUUGAAAAUUACCUAGUGCAGUGCGUGCAUGUUAUGGAAAUAAAACUAAAUACUUGA